AUGAUGAGGAACCCGGACGUCGUGGGUGAAGUGGUGGAAGAGCCCUCGCCGAUUGCCAAGAAGACUCAGCCGGAUGACAUGCCAAUGGCCCGGCAGCCGUCGCCCCCUGAAAAGGAUGAAUCGGAAGCGCCUCCGUUCACCUGCAAGCAUUCGCCUCCUGAAGGCUUUGCCUUUGGGGACACUGUGCGCAUCAGGAAGAUGGUAACUACGGGCCAUCUCUUCGAAGUGGGAGGCAUAGGCUUCUUCCCUCAAACAAAAGCUGCCAAAGUCAGCGGAACGAUUGCGCAGGUGGUGUGCUCUCGCGGCACGCCAGCGACAAAGGGCCGCGUUUGCUUGCGCAAAGGC
This is a messenger RNA of Symbiodinium pilosum, 345 nucleotides long. The record is from the annotation of a GenBank genome assembly. Lineage: Eukaryota; Dinophyceae; Suessiales; Symbiodiniaceae.